UAGACCAUCCGGACAUGAAAUCAGUAACCUUAUCUAUCUCGUGCUGUCUUUCUUUAGGAGAGCUGAACGCUUCUGUUGUCUUUCUCCUUCGUACUAUUUAAUUCUUAGUCUGCAGGACAGCAUAUUUCAGUUCUAGAACUCCUUUUCUUCAUUCCCUUUUAACGAUGAGGUUCGCUUCUGAACUUGCGGUGGCCAUUUUGGCUCUAUCUAAUGUCGCGGCUGGAGAAGCUCCGUCCCGUAGGUGGACUGGAUCACUCUCCGCGCGCGCUAAUCAUGCGUCAAUCGCCGGACGGCAGAUCGAAAUCGGCGGUCUCAAGCUUGGCGGAGGCAAUGAGACUACCGGAGAAGGGCAGGGUGCGGCCGGCGAAGGUCAAGGUCAAGGUCAGCGCCAGGGUGGUAACGGAGGCGGCUUGACCAUCGGAGGAUUGACGCUUGGUGGACCAAAUGGCGGUAUAACGGGCAAUGGAAUCAACAUUGGAGGGAACCAACAAGGCCAGGGUCAGCAGCAAGAGGGUCAGCAGCAAGAGGGCCAGCAGCAAGAGGGCCAGCAGCAAGAGGGCCAGCAGCAAGAAGGCCAGCAAGCACAACAAGGUCAAGCCCAAGAGGGCCAACAAGCUCAAGAGGGUCAGCAGCAGGGUGAAGCUGCGGCGGCCGAAGGUCAAAGAGCGGGCGAGGCGGCCACAGCCGAAGGCCAAAAGGAGGGACAAGCUGCGGCAGUGGAGAUCGGGGCCGCUACAAACGGUACGCAGGCCGCCGAAGGGCAGAAGCAAGAGGGAGAACCGCAAGCUGCCGCUGAAGGUCAGAACCAAGGAGGCGAGGCUCAAGCCCCCGCUGAACAACAGCAAGGCCAAGAGGCUCAAGCGGGUGCUGGCACCGGAACCGAAAAUCAACCCGGUCGCGCCGAAGGCGAGGCUGCGCAGCAAGAAGGCCAGCAAGCACAGGCUGAGGCUCAACAACAGCAAGGCGAGGCUGCCGCUCAGGGCGAGAAGUCGAACGGUGUCAAAGCCACCGAGGAGGCCGAGCAGUUCUCCGAAAACGCCGGUAUCACGCUUGAUCAGAGUGGCAACGCUCAGAACCUUGGUGGCAACCUGGGUAUCACACAAGGCUCCGAUGGAAGCAAGUCCAUCGGUGGAGAGAGCGGGAUCAAUAUCGCGGCGAAUGGGGAAGCGACGAUUGCAGGGAAUGAGACGGAGUAAAACAUCGUUACCAAAGACAGAGCUCCCCAGGCUAUCCCUUGCGCCAGUGCCAGUCCGGAAUCUCCCAACAAUAAAUGCCUCAAU
Messenger RNA from Trematosphaeria pertusa, 1280 nucleotides. RefSeq lists its product as uncharacterized. Bases 165 to 1196 code for a protein of 343 amino acids. The transcript is spliced from 2 exons. The record is from RefSeq and is a predicted model, not a curated record. Lineage: Eukaryota; Fungi; Ascomycota; Dothideomycetes; Pleosporales; Trematosphaeriaceae.